GACGCGCAGAUAGACAGCAGCGCUCGCAAAGCAGGAUCUCUCCACAGCUCUCUGGUCUGCACAGAACCCCACACACUUUUCACUGCACCCAGUCUUCCCAGGACAAAGCUCGUUUCUUUUCCCUCUCCACGUUUACCAUUCGAGGCAACAGAGGGAAUGCAACGCGCCGGAAAGAAUCCCAACCACUGGAGACGAUUAUGGAUGAACAAUAUCAGUUUAUGCAGUUACAGCACUUUAUAUUUAUUGCUUUUUAGUCUGGAACUAAAGAGCACCGUGUCAGCGGACUCAGACACGUUUACUUUUUUCCAUGAUGGCGCCCGGGGCUGUCUGGGCGUGCGGGACAGUGUCCUCUACAUGUCCACCAGCUGCGAGGGCGAUGGCCAGCUCUGGAAGUGGGUGUCCCGGAGCCGCCUCUUCAACCUGGGCUCGUCCCUGUGCCUGGGCCUCACGGUGGGCAACUACAGCCGUGGGUCCAGCGGUGAGCGCACGCCGCUGGGUGUCUACACGUGUGACCGGGAGCCGCCACGGGUGCGCUGGACCUGGUACUGUGCUCAGGUGCUGGAGAGCCUGGACACCUACCUGCCCGCCUCCGCGCUGCUUGGCAACGGCUCGACCACUGCUGCCGUCACCGGGUCCUGGAGACUCUACGGCGACGACCAAGACCUCUGCUCCUGGCGCGCCCAAGAGAUCUACACCAUUCAGGGCAAUUCUCAUGGCCGGCCAUGCUUCCUGCCCUUCCUGUACGAUGGCCAGUGGUUCCACAGCUGCACCAGCGUGGGUCGGGAGGACGGUCACCUGUGGUGUGCCACCACCUUCGACUAUGGCAAGGACGAGCGCUGGGGCUUCUGCCCCGUCAAGAGUCAUGACUGCGAGACGUUCUGGGACACAGACUCGCUGGGGAACGGACUCAACUGCUACCAGUUCAACUUUCACGCCACGCUGUCCUGGAGCGAGGCCCGCAUCAGCUGCCAACAGCAGGGAGCCGACCUGCUCAGCAUCACCAAGGUGGAGGAGCAGGGCUACAUCAACGGUCUGCUAAGUGGCUAUAGUGCCUCCCUGUGGAUGGGGCUGAAUGACCUGGACCUGAAUGGAGGCUGGCAGUGGGCUGACUCCGCCCCUCUGAAGUACCUCAACUGGGAGCCAGACCAGCCCAACAUGCAGACUGAGGACGACGUGGAGAACUGUGCUGUGAUCCGCACGGAGACGUCCGGACGCUGGCAGAACCGUGACUGUACCAUUGCUCUGCCAUAUGUGUGCAAGAAGAGACCAAACGCCACUCUGGACCCCUUCACCACGGACUCCUGGUCAGACGAUGAGGAGUAUACGUGUGAGCUGGGCUGGCAGUCCUUCCAGGCGGGCUGCUACAGGAUCAACCGAGACAAGCAGGACUGGCACACGGCUCAGACCACCUGCCAGAAGAUGGAGGCCAACCUGGUCAGCAUCCACACACUCCCAGAGCUGGAGUUUAUCGUCAACAUAAGGAAAGAAGUGGACGAGCUCUGGCUUGGCCUCCAUGACCAGGGUAUGCAGAUGAACUUCGAGUGGACGGACCGCACACCGGUCAUCUUCACCUACUGGCAUCCGUUUGAACCCAACAACUUCCACAACACCCCUGAGGACUGCGUCACCCUCUGGGGCCCUGAGGGCCGCUGGGAUGAUAGUCCCUGUAAUCACACCUGGCCCUUCAUCUGUAAGAAACCUGGACAUAAGGUGGAGGACAAGAAGAAGGACCACGGCUGCAAACAGGGCUGGCACUGGCACAGUCCUGCAUGUUUUUGGGUGGGAGAGCUGCAGGUCUCCUUUGAUGAGGCUAAGAAAACAUGUGCCAGCAAUGAAGCCACACUGGUGACCAUUAGCAACAGGUUUGAGCAGGCGUUUGUGAACAGCCUGAUUUUUGGCCGCUCUGGAGACUUCUUCUGGAUGGAUCUGCAAGACCAGGAUCACACUGGUGCCUAUCACUGGGAGGUGGGAGAGACAGUCUCCUACACCAACUGGAACAGAGACCAGCCCUCUCGAAAGGGAGGCUGCGUCGCCAUGGCAACGGGUCAUGCCACAGGACUAUGGGAAGUGAAGGAUUGUGGGACAACAAAGGCGAAGUUCAUGUGCCGUCAGAAUAAAAGCCUCUUUCCCAGCCCUGUGCCCCCUGCCCCCCACCCCACCCCCAGUCUGACUGGCAGCUGCCCCAGUGGAUGGAAAUCCUCCAACACACUGCCCCACUGCUACAAGGUGUUUCACUCAGGUGAUGUGGAUAAGCGGUUGACAUGGCAACAGGCUCACGCAUACUGCUCCAACCAUGGAGCACACCUACUGAGCGUGAGCGGCCCGGGGGAGGAGUCCUAUAUUGAGCAGAUCCUGCAUGAGACUUUCGGUGAGUCUGAGGACCACGAGCAGUACUGGUUCUGGAUCGGUCUUCACCGGCAGAACCCUCUGGACAAUGAAAGCUGGAAGUGGAGCGACAGAACCCCUUACACAUAUCAGAACUUUGCACGCUAUUACUCUCCCAUGCGCAAGUGCGUUGCCGUGGAUCUAGGCACCAAGCACUGGAUGCCAAUGCACUGUGAGUCAGAGCUGGACUGGAUCUGCAAAAUACCCAAAGGAGUGAAGGAGAAAAUUCCAGAGGCAACUGAAGACUCGGGGCUGGACUGGGUGCCGUUCGAGGAGGCCGAGUACCGGUUCUCGCAGCACCGCUCCAGCUGGGAACAGGCCCAGAGGAUCUGCUCCUGGUCCGAGGCCUCGCUGGCCUCCGUGCACUCGGCCACUGAGGACCAGUUCCUCAGGAACAUCCUGCGCAAGCAGUUGAAGGACAGUGAGAACUGGUGGCUGGGUCUGUACACGUACGAGAGCGACGGGCGGUUUCGCUGGUCAGACCACUCGGUGCUCAACUACGUCUCCUGGGACACAGGGCGCCCCUUUGCCAUAAGCCGAGACAGGAAAUGUGUUUACAUGACAGCCACUGAAGGCGAAUGGGCAGAUCAUAAGUGCCACUCUUACUACUACUACAUCUGUAAGAGAGUGAAAGUGACAGGCACUGUGCCCCCAACCCCAGCCCUUCCCCCUCAGUCUGCAGGCUGCCAGGAUGGAUGGAGCCCCUUCCUGCACAAGUGUUACAAGGUGUUUGGGCACGACGAGUCUAGACGCGCCACCUGGUCUGCUGCCAGCUCCAUUUGCCAGUCUCAGGGGGCCAAGCUGGCAACUGUGCCCAGCCAUGUGGAGCAAGCCUUCUUGAUCACCAUGCUGCCCAACACCAGCUUCCACCUGUGGCUGGGCCUGAACUCCGACCCCAAGUCCCAGUUCCGCUGGGAGGAGCCAGGCCUGCUCAGCUACACUAACUGGGCCCCGGGGGAGCCCAAAGACAACAGCGGCACACAGACAAACAAGAGCCCGGGCAACUGUGUGGUGAUGCAGCAUGGCAGCCCUGCGCGUACCAUCGGCAUGUGGGCCUCACGCGGCUGUGAGACGGAGAAGCACGGUUUCGUCUGCAUGAAGGGCAAAGACUCAGCCAUCCCUGCGGGCGUGGAUGCCCUCCCGCCGUCCGUCUCGGCUCCUCUGGCGUUCGACGGCGUGUCGUACCGACUGCUGCAGAAGCGGCUGGACUGGGAGGGGGCGCUGCAGGUGUGCCAGUCACUCAACGGGACGCUGGCCACCGUGCACAACCCCCGCCAGCAGGCCUACCUCACACUGCUGCUGCGCAGCCUCCGCAAGCCCGUCUGGAUCGGCCUACAGAACGACAUGGAAAGGGUGUUCUCCUGGCUGGGCGAGGAGGAGCUGACCUACACGGCCUGGAAGGACGGCGAGCCCAAUCACAUGGUGGGCUGUGGUCACAUGGCUACCAAUGGCCUGUGGACCGUCUCACGCUGCGAAGCCAAACUCAACAACACCCUCUGUGAGAUUAACCCAGAGAGGACCAUUGAUCACAGGUGGACAUAUGCGGGUCACUGCCCGCAGGCAGUGGACGGCUGGGCCUGGGUGACCUUCAGGAAUAACUGCUACGCCUUUAACCUGGACCAGCUCAAACUGCAGCAUGAGGCCAGGCGCAUCUGCAGCCAAGCCGGAGCGGAGCUGCUGUCAGUGCUGGAUGAGAGCGAGAGCAGCUUUAUCUGGGAGCACAUGCAGGGCUACCAGGAGCAGGCCCACGGAGCAUGGCUCGGCCUCAGCUUCAACUCACAAGAUGGCACUCUGCAGUGGUCGGAGGACGUGUCUCUGGGCUACACCAACUGGGAGCUGCAGGAUGCCAACCUGGGCAUGCUGUCCCCCAGCACCUGCUUCUGGGUGGAGAGCAACACGGGUCUGUGGAAACCCAGCCCCUGCAAGAACCACACGCACGGCGUCAUCUGCAAACGCCCACGCGGUAUUAAUGUGUCUCCUUCAAUCGCUGAAGUGGACCAUCUCCCUACGCUGCUGCUGGUCCUGGUGGCUCUGCUGGUGCUGGUGGCUCUGGUGUUGGCCGGGGUCUUCCUGUACCGCCGGCGGGCAGUUGGCGCCGGGGGCUCUUACGAGGGCGCGCGCUACAGCCGCACCAACUCCACGCCCUCCGAGCAGCAGGAGAAGAACAUCCUGGUCUCAGACAUGGAGCUGAACGAGCAGCCGGAAUAAUCUGGAGAAAACUGGCCCGAGGAGCACGCACACGCUGAGACAAGCCUAGACAGGGACUGAAAGACAGGAUUUCACAUUCCCUAUUGUACAUUUGCAUUUUGUUUGUGUGUUUGUUUGUUUGUUUUUGUUUGUGUGUUUGUGUGUUUUGAAGAUAAGUGAGAGGGCUGUGUGGAGCACAGCGGAUGUCGAUCGGAAGCGAACAGACUUGAAAACCCCUGCCUCACCACCGCAUCCCUCGUGACCAUGAGAGGACACAGCCCUUUUGUUUUUCAGUCACUCUCAGCUCAACCAGUUGCAUUGUAUUGUUUAUCAUACAUCCCAGCUGUCCCAAAUGACAAACACCUUUUUUGAGAUCUUCACUCAUCGGACAUCCUCUUCAAAACUAUUUUUGCACUUCAUUUUCAUACGAGUGUUUUGUUUUUCAUACAUUCCUGCAUUUCUUUCACAGCAACAGUGCCAAAGACUGAGAACUGACCACAAACCACCAACAGCAUAUUAAUCUCACAUCAUGCCAGCUUUAUUUCAGUCAAAUGCAUACACACACACGAACACACACACACCACCAGCACACUCACACUGCUCUGUAGUGCCUUUCCUCACUCUGUGCCAGAGUGUUUACUGCCGUAUCAGUAUUCUCGUUUGUGUCCCCGUCAGCAUGUUUGUAUUUUGUUACGAUGUUUUGUUGUGAGGAGGCGCAUCUUUUGAGAUGGAGGGCUGCUCUGCCUCACAAUCCAUGCAGUGUGUGUGUGACCCUGUUUUACUUAACCCUCUCCUUCCAACACCACCUCCCCUCCCUCACACACACACACACACUUUCACACACACACACACACACACUCAGACACUGUCACACACACACACACACACAAACACACAAACUCAGACACACACAUACUCACACAUUGUUCAAAACAGCCCUCUAUUCAUCUCUUUCCUUCCAACUUCUUCCAACAUCUUGUUUCUGUCCACUCACUGAUUCCCAAAGCACACAAGUCCAGUCUGGCUGUAGCAACCGGCUGAGAUACAUGCUAAUAGGGAGGAGGACAGCACAACAGAGCCACAUAGCCUGCUAUGAGGCAACCCUAUCAAAGAGCAGCAAGUGAAACCUCUCUCUCACACACACACAAACACAUACACAUACACUGUAGCAAGGUUUCAUUCAUUAAUUCACAAACACACACAC
This is a messenger RNA of Alosa alosa (allis shad), 5776 nucleotides long. RefSeq names its product mannose receptor, C type 2 (gene mrc2). The transcript has 29 exons. Lineage: Eukaryota; Metazoa; Chordata; Actinopteri; Clupeiformes; Clupeidae. The record is from RefSeq and is a predicted model, not a curated record. Gene Ontology annotation, molecular function: signaling receptor activity. The coding region runs from base 157 to 4593 and encodes 1478 amino acids.